GUGCAGCCGGGGUAACCUGCACAGGUAGCACCUAGGUCUUAGUCAGGUACCUACGCCUAUAGGUACCUAGGUAGGUAGGGGCCUACCUUAGAUUAGGUACCUAGCGUAACCUCCCUCUCCGCCGGCAACAUGGAGAUACCUUACCUAGGUACCUAAACAUAUCUAGUAGGAACCUUCUAUGGUAAGUAGGUACCUCCUACCAUUUCUAUAUAUUUCUAUAUUACCUUAGGUACUCCUCCUAAAGGUACGUACUAAUGUAUAGAUAUACAUGAUGAAUCCUUUCUUUCUCGCCGGCAACCUCCUCCUCAUCAUCAUCCUCCUCCUCUUCCUUGCUCCGAUGUGCUGUUUGCUCGUAUGUUUUCCCAUAUUUGGCCUUAUUCCAACGCUUCAAUUUGGUCAGCUUCCGGCCCGGCAUCUUCGCCUGCCCAGUUCAGCAAGUCUGGCGAGACGUCGUGUUGCACAGGAGACGUCUAGUAAAUUAGCUACCAAUGAAGAUUACUACAAGUUUUCUCGUAGCCAUCACUACGACGAUAUACGGUACUUUUGUUUUGCCUUUUAUUGCUUUGUGCUCUUCCCGUCAUGCUACGCCCGUCGUUAGCUUCCUCUUACGCGGAAACGCCUCUUUCCGCU
Messenger RNA from Durotheca rogersii, 630 nucleotides. RefSeq lists its product as uncharacterized. The coding region runs from base 269 to 598 and encodes 109 amino acids. The transcript has a single exon. Lineage: Eukaryota; Fungi; Ascomycota; Sordariomycetes; Xylariales; Xylariaceae. The record is from RefSeq and is a predicted model, not a curated record.